AUGGGGAGACCUCCUUGCUGUGAUAAAUCCAACGUAAAGAGGGGGCUUUGGACAGCAGAAGAAGAUGCAAAAAUACUUGCCUACGUAGCCAAACAUGGAAUUGGCAACUGGACUUUGGUUCCCCAAAAAGCAGGACUUAAUAGAUGUGGGAAGAGCUGUAGGCUUAGGUGGACUAAUUAUCUGAGGCCUGACCUCAAGCAUGAUGACUUCACACCCCAAGAAGAACAGCUUAUUCUUGAGUUUCAUAAAGCUAUAGGCAGCAGGUGGUCUCUAAUUGCAAAACAAUUACCUGGAAGAACAGACAAUGAUGUGAAGAACUACUGGAACACUAAGCUGAGGAAGAAGCUAUCCAAGAUGGGAAUUGAUCCUAUAACACAUAAGCCAUUCUCCCAGAUCCUAUCCGAUUACGGCAACAUCAGUGUCCUCCCAAACACCAGAAAUCAAAUCACUUCAGUAAACAACACAUCAAUAUCCAAAUCAGAACCAUCUUUAGUCUCAACAGGACUUUCAACCACCACCAACAUCCCAGACAACCCCUUUGCUAUGAACCAAUUAUGGGACAAUGUGGCUCAGUUCCACCAAGUCAUGAACCAAGAAAUUACCAUCCCACCCCAUUUCUUCAAUGAAAUCGCCUCUUCUACUUCGUCCACGUCUUCUUCUAGUGUCACCCAACUGAGCUCACCUCAAUCCCUCUCUUACCAACCAUCUCACCUUCAACUCACACCUUCUUCUCCCUCUAGAUGGAGUGAAUUUCUUCUCGGUGACCCUUUUCUGUCCACAGAUAUCGCGCAACAACAAGACCAUAAUUGCCGCGAUAUACUAUCAUUCGCUAGUCCUACAAUCAGAUUACAGAAUGAGGAGGCACCAUCACUACCAUGGAACAAGCCUGCAGGCAUAGAUGAAAGUGUGUUCAGCCGAGUUAUUAGGCAUGACAAAGCUGACACAUUUUACCAUGAAGGGAUUAGUAUUACUACUAGUGGAGGUCAGACACAGCACUGUACUGAAGAAGCAGCUUCAUCUUCUCCAAACUCAUUUGUGGAGGCAAUCUUAGAUAAACACAGUGAAAUGCAAAUCGAAUUUCCUGUUCUUUUGGAUGAAUAUUUUAAUUUCUGACCUCUUAAUUAGCUAGACUGCCUUUGUUUGUGGAGAUUGCUUGGUGUAAACUUUG
Messenger RNA from Cornus florida, 1168 nucleotides. RefSeq names its product transcription factor MYB35. The transcript is spliced from 3 exons. Bases 1 to 1113 code for a protein of 370 amino acids. Lineage: Eukaryota; Viridiplantae; Streptophyta; Magnoliopsida; Cornales; Cornaceae. The record is from RefSeq and is a predicted model, not a curated record.